Molecule: messenger RNA, 1295 nt
Organism: Gekko japonicus
Lineage: Eukaryota; Metazoa; Chordata; Lepidosauria; Squamata; Gekkonidae
Gene: DIABLO
Product: diablo, IAP-binding mitochondrial protein
Exons: 6
Coding region: 7-744 (245 amino acids)
Biological process (GO): intrinsic apoptotic signaling pathway in response to oxidative stress; neuron apoptotic process
Cellular component (GO): mitochondrion
Source: RefSeq, a predicted model, not a curated record
GCCAAGAUGGCGGCGGCGGCGGCGGGCUGGAGCGCUCGCUGGGUGCGGGGCUGGAGCGCGCUCCUCAGGCGGAGUUUUCCAAUCCUGGCUGGCGCGAGGAGUCGCUGUGUGUCGGGACUGAGGGGACCAUGGAGGAAAGUGGCAGCGUUGGGGCUUGGAGUCACUCUCUCUGCCAUUCCUGUUGCCCAGAAACACGACCCGACCUUGCUUAGCAACGAAGCCUUGAUCCGGCGAGCUGUCUCUCUCGUAACUGACAGCACCGGCACCCUGCUGUCUCAGACGACAUACGCACUAAUUGAUGCUCUCACGGAGUACACAACGUCAGUUUAUACGCUGGUGUCGCUGUACCAGAAAUACACGCAGCUCCUUGGGAAGAUGAACUCCAAAGAGGAGGAUGCCAUCUGGCAGGUGAUCAUUGGCGCUAGAGUUGAGGUGACUACAAAGCAGCAAGAGUACCUGAAGCUCGAGUCCAGGUGGAGAGCGGCCUUGCGCCUUUCUGAGAUGGCGGCAGAAGCAGCGUACCAGUCAGGAGCCAACCAAGCCUCUGUGUCAGCCCAUAACCAUAUCCAGCUGGUGAAGAGCCAGGUGCAAGAGAUCCGGCAGCUGUCGCAGAAGGCGGAGACCAAACUGGCCGAAGCGCAGACCGAAGAGCUCCUGAAACUGAAGGAAGAGGAACCCUGGCAGCCGGCCAGCCGACAGAAUAGUAACGAGGCGGCUGAGGAAGCUUACCUUCGCGAAGACUGAAGCCUGCGGACGGCCCGCCUGGAGGAUUUCAGCACUAGUUCAGUUGCUGGGUGGGGGAAAUUGACAUGAUAAAAGUUGAAAUGCUGGUAUCCUAAGGUUACUGGCAACUUUUCCUUUGUCUUUCCAGACUAGCUAGCUGCAGGCCCCAAACGUUGGGAGCUGGGCCUCUGAUCUGGUGGGAAGUUGUUUAUUUGAACGCACAAAUGUGAAAAGGGGCCGGUCGCCACACGGCAUUGCCGGCGGUGGAGAACGUGUCCCUGGAACUGCUAAUAGAAACGACUCAAUAACAUCCGUCGAACUCCCAAACGCCUGGAGAUAAUUGUAGGUUUCAGGAAAUCCAAGAGGACAGGAUCUUUUUAUAUCGGAAAACACUGAGUUGUUUUGUGAAGGGAAUGAGGUCGUGACGAGGGUGCACCUGAAAGUCAAGACCUGAGUUGCAUUUCCUGGCCAGAAAGUCAGUCUGGAAGACUGAUUUCUCUUUUGUGUGUGUGUUUUUUUUCUAAUUAUGUGGACACAGACGAUUUGCACCAAAACCUGUUUUUAAAUAAAGG